UCAUUGAGAAGAGAGAAUGGUGACUGUGUCUCCAGCUUCACCUUGCCAUGCAGGAUCCUCAGUUUGAGAACAAGAACUGACAACAUGGGAACCAGUGAGUUGCUUAUAGGAAUGACUUUCUUCUCUCUGACUAUAAUUGGAAUUCUAGGGAAUUUUACUCUCCUAUACCACCUUAUAUAUAUUUACCUAACAAGGUAUAGGUUAAGGUCUACAGACUGGGUUCUGAUGCACUUGAUUGUGGCUAAUAUCUUAACUGUACUGUGUAAAGGUGUGCCCAAGACAAUAGCCUCUUUUGGGUUUAAAGACAUUUUCAAUGAUAUUGGAUGUAAACUGUUUACUUUUGCACACAGAGUCAGUAGGGGUGCUAGUAUUGGCAGCACCUCAUUUCUUAGUGUAUUUCAGGCUAUCAUCAUCAGCCCCAGGACCUCAAGGUAUUCAGAACUUAAGGUAAGGUCACACAAGUGCAUUCAUUGCUGUGUGUACCUCAACUGGGUAAUUCAUUUAUUUACAAGCAGUUUAUUUUUUGUGCACUUGAGGGCAAAACAUGGCAACGAAAGCACAACAAACCUGAAAUCUUUUUUAUACUGCUAUGCUGCCCGGCAUGAUCCAACCAGUGACAUGCUAUAUGCCACAUUACUGUCAGGUCCUGAUAUGGUUUUGCUGGGUCUCAUGCUAUGGGCCAGUGGCUCCAUGGUUCUCACACUGUACAGGCACAAGCAGAUGAUGAAAUACAUGUCAAGAACCAAUGCUUCUUCUAGAUCCUCCCCUGAGUCCAGAGUCACUAAAACCAUCCUUCUCCUGGUCAGUACUUUUAUCUCUGUUUACACAAUUUCUUCCCUUGGUCAAUUCUUUGUAUCUGUCGUGUAUAAUCCUAGCUGGUCUCUGUUGAAUAUGGCUGAAAUGUCCUCUCUGCUUUUCCCUACUCUUUGUCCCUUUCUUCUCAUGAGCCAAGACUAUCGGUCAUUCAGUUACUUGAAAAGGAAUAGACAUUUCCCCAAGCCCUCUGACCAAGAACAGAAUUGA
This is a messenger RNA of Arvicanthis niloticus (Nile rat), 1023 nucleotides long. RefSeq names its product vomeronasal type-1 receptor 4-like. Lineage: Eukaryota; Metazoa; Chordata; Mammalia; Rodentia; Muridae. Gene Ontology annotation, cellular component: membrane. Gene Ontology annotation, biological process: G protein-coupled receptor signaling pathway. The record is from RefSeq and is a predicted model, not a curated record. Gene Ontology annotation, molecular function: pheromone receptor activity.